UGUAAAUUGAAUGUUUGUGUUGUGAUCUGUGCUUCGUUUUCGUUUCAAAAUCAUCACCUUUAAGCAUUACCGCAUCUCAAUUUUCAUAUCAUUCUGCAUAUGAUUAUCUCUCAAUUUGAUAACUACCUCAGUUCAUUGAAGUAUGAAGGAAGAAAUUUGUGCUGCUGUGACUUUCUUAACAGAUUUGAUGGGGAAAAGUAAAGACCUAACUCCAGACCAGGUGGAAAUAUUCCAUGCUACACUUGGUUCUGUUUUAAUAGAAAGAUUUGAAGGUCAUUGGUUUCCUGAGAAACCGUAUUGGGGUCAGGCGUAUCGCUGUAUCAGAGUAAAUGGCCGAGAGAGGAGAGAUCCAGUGUUGGAGCGGGCAGCUCAAAUGUGUGGAUUGCGCUAUCAAGAUCUUCAUCUGCCGCCUGAGCUAACAUUGUGGGUUGACCCUAAAGAAGUCUGCUGCAGGUUUGGAGAAGAUGAAGGCUCUUAUUGUACUGUUGCUUCAUUUAAAGACAAUAAAGAAAAUUUAAGUGAUAAUUAUUUCAUUCAAGAUAGUCAUUUGAAAUCAUUUCAUCAAAAUGCAUUUGAUUAUGCGAAAAAGCAAAAAAGUCGCCGCAAGGCGGUUGAUAGUCAGAGGAAAACAUCUGUUUAUCCUGUGCUAAAUAAAGGACACCAAUCUUUGAAUCCGAAACCAGUACCUUCAACUCGCUACUUAGAUUGGGGGGCAUUUCACCCUGAAAUGACCCCUUUUGUCCGCAGAUCAAAGAAACCCACCCGUAUUGUAUAUUCUAACAAUCGAAGAAGUAAUUUUUUGUAGUGAUCAAAUUGAAUGUUUCAAUGUCCAAUUGAACUGAUUGAAUUACCUUUUAUGCUUGUUAUCUGUGUUAAUGAAAAAUUGUGCAAUUCUGUGUUUUUAAGGAAGUUGUUAUCAGUAGAUUUUUAAAAUGAAUUGAAAUGGAAAAGACGAUUAAAUUCACUAUAUUUGUCAAAUGUAUUUUUACAUGCAUGGACUCUGUUUGUAGCACGCUUAAAUAGAAGUGCCGCCUUUUUUAUUUGUAUUUUUAUAUAUAAAUUUUUAAUGUUCUGUUAUGUUUGAUAAAUUUUUAUAUUUGAUAUUUAUUUUCUCUUUCAUCACUUUAUUAGUCAAUGUUUUCUAGCUUGAAACGUGUAUUUUAUAGCUGAUGAGCACUACUAUUGAUGUUAUAUAUGGGAUAAUGAUUAUCCAUUUAACGCACAAUGGCUAUCCCAGUAUUUUGGUAUAUGUAUAUAAAAAAUAAUUUACAUGCAACAGGAUUUUUUUUUUUUUUUGCAUUCCAUUACAUUGAUUUUUUUUUUUUCGUUUUCAUCUAAAUUUACAUUUAACAUUCGCUUUUUUGAAUGCCGUACUGAUACAAAGAAUUUGAUGAAAUUCCAAAAUGUUGCUUACUUGUUGAAUUUAUGUAUUGAGGAUCAAUGGUCUUAUUUUUGCAUUUAUGGUCAUUUGUUCCUGUUUAAAUAUUUAAAGUUUUGUUUAUAUUUAAACAUAGUUUUGCAAAUUUCUUGAUCACUAAAUACUAAUUUAUGUGAAAAGAAGGCUUUUUUUUUAAAUUUUUUUUUAAAUUGUUUAAAACAUGUUUUUUUUUCCCCUGAGAAGGUUGUAAACAUUUAGUUUUUAUCAUAUCAAACUGAAUGCAAAUGCAUGAUAAAGUUGUUUUGUGAAAAGCUUAUCGAAUGUGUUAAAAAUUCUAUUUGAACUAUGCAUAUUUUUUACCAUCAAAUUCAUCGCGCACUUUUUUUUUUUUUUUUUGUAUUUUAUUGCCAUUUUUUGGCAUAAAUUUGCUCUGUUUCCUAUGAGAAAGUGACAGAUUUUUGACCUUAUUAAAAAUAAAUAUUUUAACAUGACCAUUAUAGUAUCCAAGUGUAACUUAAAACAAUGAGUUUAAAUUUGAUAAUAUAUGUGUAAUUUUAAUGAAACUUUUAUAGCUAGGUGUUUCCUUUAUGAAGCAGUGUAAUUAUCUAUUCAAAUCUGAACUCCUGAGGAUCGCUUUACAGCGAUCUAUGUGCCUUUUUGUAAGCUUUUGGAGCAAGUCAUGUUGUAACAAAUUGCAAACUGAUUGGGUUUUCUAAGUACUGUGGUAAAAUUUAAAUUGUCCCUCAAUUUAACUAAUAGUGUUUUUCUUUUCUUUUUUUUUUUUUUGCAGAAUUUUAAAUAGAAUGUCUAUAGACAUAUUAAAGGUAUAAAGAACUUGAUUCAUUUGUAAAUUUGACAAACUUUUUCAUAUGCAUGAUUUAAUUUUCAGUUGAAACUAUUCCUUUUGUUAAGGCAGCAUUAAUAUAAAGUUUUGAAUCAUGUUUGGAACUUAACAUGGAUUCUAUUUUAUUGCUAUUAAACAGAUUUAAUUUCACCAGUAUUGAUUAAAUUACAUUAUUAAAUAUAUGCAUGACUGUCACAUUAUGGUGUUCGGCAUUGGAUGAAAAUAUCCAAUUGUGAGCACAUGAUAUCCUUACAUUUGGGUCACUAAUUCAGGAUGUUCUGUCGGAAAUCUUAUUACUACAGAAUCUCUCUUUGAUAUGUACUUGUGAUAAAAAAUGGUGAAUGAA
This is a messenger RNA of Uloborus diversus, 2568 nucleotides long. RefSeq names its product protein BTG4-like. NCBI's taxonomy places the organism in Eukaryota, Metazoa, Arthropoda, Arachnida, Araneae, Uloboridae. The transcript has 5 exons. Gene Ontology annotation, cellular component: cytoplasm; nucleus. Gene Ontology annotation, biological process: negative regulation of mitotic cell cycle; negative regulation of cell population proliferation. The coding region runs from base 143 to 805 and encodes 220 amino acids. The record is from RefSeq and is a predicted model, not a curated record.